GUGUUCUUCAAGGUUGAUCCUUCCCAUGUAAGGAAGCAGACUGGUACUUAUGGAAAAGCCUUUGAAAAAUAUGAGAGAGAUGGCAAACACAGCAUGGCCAUGUUGCAGAAAUGGAAAGCUGCUCUCACAGAAGUUGCCAAUUUAGUUGGGUGGAACAUGCGGAAUUACAGGACGGAAUAUGAACUCAUUGAGGAAAUUGUCAAAGUUGUUAUGCAAAAACUGAAUCAUAUAUAUCCCACAGAAGUAAAAGAAAGACUGGUUGGAAUUGAUCAAAAUCUUGCUCCUAUUGAAUCGUUAUUGAAAAUCAGGUCAAAAGAAGUUCGCAUAAUUGGAAUUUGGGGCAUGGGAGGAUUAGGUAAGACAACCAUUGCCAAUGCUUUAUUUGCCAAAUUAUCAUCUCAAUAUGAAGGUAGUUGCUUCUUGACAAAUGUAAGGGAAGAAUUUGAUAAGCGAGGACUUGGUUAUUUACGUGAUAAACUUUUUUCUGAGGUACUAGAGGAUGUGAAUCUCCAUAUUAGCACCCCUAGAGUAAGAUCCACUUUUGUUAUGAGGAGGCUUAGACAAAAGAAGGUUUUGAUUGUGCUUGAUGAUGUGGACAAUCCGAAGAAGCUAGAAUAUCUUGCUGCACAACAUGAUUGCUUGGGAUCAGGUAGUAGAGUCAUUGUCACUACCAGAGACAAGCAUGUACUUAGCAAAGGGGUAGAUGAAAUAUAUGAGGUCAAGGGAUUGUCCCUUCAUCAUGCAGUUAACCUUUUUAGUUUAAAUGCCUUUGGGAAAACCUAUCCGAAAAUGGGCUUUGAAAUGCUAUCUAAACAGGUGGUUGAUCAUGCAAAUGGCAAUCCAUUGGCUUUAAAAGUUUUAGGUUCAGUUCUCCAUUCCAGAAAUGAGCAGCAAUGGAACAGUGCUCUGAGAAAACUCAUGAAGGUUCCUAAUGAGGAAAUUCAGAAUGUCUUAAGAUGGAGUUAUGAUGGAUUAGAUGAUGAACAAAAAAAUAUGUUCCUGGACAUUGCAUGCUUUUUCCAAGGAGAGGAUAAAGAAAAUGUUGUGAGGCUACUAGAUAUUUGUGGUUUCUAUGCAGAUAUUGGUAUAAGAAUCCUUCUAGACAAAGGUCUUAUAACUUUUUCUGACGACAAUGAAGUGUGUAUGCAUGACUUGAUACAAGAAAUGGGCUGGCAAAUUGUUCAUCAGGAAUCUAUCAAAGAUCCUGGAAGGCGUAGCCGAUUGUGGGAUCCAUACGAAAUUUAUGAAGUAUUGAAAAAUAACAAGGGAACUGAUGCAGUUGAAGGCAUAAUCUUAGAUGUGUCUCAAAUAAGGGUCUUGCCAUUGAGCUAUGAGACCUUCUCAAGGAUGAUCAACAUAAGAUUUCUCAAAUUCUAUAUGGGGAGGAGUAGGACAUGCAAUUUGCGCCUUCCUUCAGGUCUUGAAUCAUUGCCUAAUAAAUUAAUGUACCUACAGUGGGAUGGAUACCCUUCCAAGUCUUUGCCCUCAACUUUUUGUCCUGACAACCUUGUUGUGCUUUCCAUGAUGGAAAGCCAUGUUGAAAAACUUUGGGAUGGAACCAAGAGUCUUGCGAGCUUGAAAGAGAUCAACCUCUGUGCCUGCAAGAAAUUAACUAAUCUCCCAGAUUUAUCUCUAGCGCCAAAUCUUGAAACUAUAGAUGUUUCUCAUUGCACAAGUCUUCUUUGUGUUCCCUUAUCAAUCCAAUAUGUCAAGAAGCUUCUUUUGUUUAACUUGGAAUCCUGCAAGAGUCUUAAGAGUCUUCCAAGAAACAUUCACUUGUCUUCUCUUGAAAUGUUCAUUCUCAGACGUUGUUCAAGUCUCGAUGAGUUUUCAGUGACUUCAGUGAACAUGACACGCCUGGACUUAAGAGGAACAUCAAUAACUAGUUUCCCAGAAUCAGUUUGGCAGCAUCUGAACAAGCUUAUUUACUUGAAUCUGGAAUCCUGCACCAAGCUCAAGAGUCUUACAAGCAACAGACACUUAAAAUCUCUUCAAAGACUCAAUCUUAGAGAUUGUUCAACUCUUGAGGUGUUUUCUGUGACUUCGGAGAACAUGGAGUAUUUGAAUUUGAGAGGAACAUCAAUACAAGAAUUGCCGACAUCAGUUUGGAGAAAUAACAAGCUUUUUACUCUGGUUCUUCAUUCCUGUAAAAAACUUGUGAAUUUUCCUAACAGGCCAAAACCUGAGGAUUUGCCUCCAAUCUUCAGUGUAAUAUCUUCCUCUGAAAGGCCAAAUAUGGAUGAACCAUGGACUUUGUCAUCCUUAACAGAUUUAUCUCUAAAAGGAAGCAGUAUUGAGAAUUUACCUGCAAGCAUCAAAGAUCUUCCUAGUCUGAAAAAGCUUACCUUGACCGAGUGCAAGAAGCUUCGGUGUUUACCAAGCCUUCCACCAUCCUUGGAAGACUUAUCCUUAGAUGAAAGUGAUACUGAGAGUUUACCUGUAAAUAUCGAAGAUCUUUCUCAUUUGAAGAAACUUACUCUGAUUAACUACAAGAAGCUUUUGUCUCCACAGGAUCUUCUACCAUCUUUGAAAACUUCAUUACUAAAUGAAAAUAAAGUUAUUUCCCAUCUUGUGAGCAUGAAAGAUCUUUCUCGUCAACAAAACUUUCAUCUGGUUAAGUGGAAAAGGUUUCAUUCUCUGCCAGAGCUUCCACCAUUCUUGGAAGAAUUUUCACUAAGUGAAAGCAAUAUUGAGUGCAUGCCUGAAAGCAUAAAAAAUCUUUUUCAUCUGAGAAAACUAACCUUAACAAAGUGCACGAGGCUUCAGUGUUUACCAGAGCUUCCACCAUCUUUGGAAGAUUUGUGUGUAUAUAGAUGUAAUAUUGAAAGCUUGCCAAUAAGCAUAAAACAUCUUAUGCAUUUGAGAAAGAUCACCUUAAUUGAGUGCAAGAAGCUCCAGGCUGUACCAGAGCUCCCGGCAUGCCUGAAAUCGUUUUGUGCAGCUGACUGCAAAUCACUUGAGAUUGUCCAAAGUUCAAAGGCUGUCUUAAUAGAAGAUAGAUAUGUGUUCUAUUACAAUUGCAUAAACUUGGAUCAAAAUUCAUGCAACAACAUCAUCGCAGAUGCACCCUUUGGGGCAGCUUAUACUUCUUUGCAAGAAGGAACACCUCUUGGUCCUCUCAUUUCUGUUUGUUUGCCAGGAACUGAAAUCCCAGACUGGUUUAGCCACCGAUCAUCAAAUUCUUCACUGGACAUUGAAAUUCCUCAACAGUGCUUCAUUAAUUCAAAGUUCUUAGGUUUCGCUCUGUGCCUUGUAAUUGGUGGUUUCCAGCAAAACAGUUAUGAAGGCUAUGAUCCAGAUGUCAAUUGCUAUCACUUUGUGAAGUCAGCCCUUAGUUCUGACCCCAGUGUUCCCUUUCUUGGUCACUGCACAACUGUAAUGCAGGUGCCAAAAAGUUUUAAGUCAGAUCAUAUAUUUAUAUGCUACUAUCCUGCUUUUAAUGCCUCCAUACUGCAAGAUUUCAAGGAUUUAGGCUUGUACUAUGAUGCCAACAACUUAAGGCUUAGAGUCAUCUUUAAAUUUAAGGGUCCAUCUCAACGGUUGGACAUUGUAAAGAAGUGUGGGGUCAGACCUCUGUUGAUUGCUGAUACUGAAAGGCUUCACAUAGAAAGUGAACUACAACUUGAAGAGAAGGGAGUAUGAAAGUGAAACUGGAACAACCUGAAGCACAGGAAAAGGAUUUGUGUCUAGUGGUUGCUGAAUAAGAAGUACAAUCUUGAAACAAUAGGUACUUCACUCUAAAAUCUGCAUGCAACCUUAUUAUUCAUG
This is a messenger RNA of Cajanus cajan (pigeon pea), 3768 nucleotides long. RefSeq names its product TMV resistance protein N. Lineage: Eukaryota; Viridiplantae; Streptophyta; Magnoliopsida; Fabales; Fabaceae. The record is from RefSeq and is a predicted model, not a curated record. Gene Ontology annotation, molecular function: ADP binding. Gene Ontology annotation, biological process: defense response; signal transduction.